GCAUCCCAGUCUCGCAGUUUUAGGCUUACCGAGGAGCACCGAGCCAGAGCACUUUCACUUUGAGCGUGCGUGAGCCGGUUCACACUCGGGCAGGAGGAGUCACAUGACGGCAGCGGAAUCCGAGAGCGCGAGACCGAGACCGAGAGCGCGAGCAGAGCGCUGCUUCGUUCCGCCUCGCGCCGUCGCCACCGCAGCCGCCAUUCCGCGCUCUGCGCCCUAACGCGAUUUUUAUUGCGACAUUUUACUCCCGCUCGAAAAGCCAGCAGAAAAGGAUGACCGGUAAGAGUCAAACAAGCAACGUGACCAACAAGAAUGACCCACGUUCCCUCAACUCCAGAGUCUUUAUCGGCAACCUUAACACAGCCAUCGUCAAGAAAUCCGACAUCGAGGUCAUCUUUGCCAAGUACGGCAAGAUCGUGGGCUGCUCCGUGCACAAGGGCUACGCCUUCGUCCAGUACAUGAGUGAGAGGAACGCCCGGGCUGCCGUCGCAGGCGAGAAUGCCCGCAUCAUAGCAGGACAACCGCUGGAUAUCAACAUGGCCGGAGAACCCAAACCGUACAGGCCCAAAGCUGGCUCCAAAAGACCUCUCUCUGCCGUAUACACUGGAUAUGAAUUUGAUUAUGAUUACUACCGUGAGGAUUUCUAUAAUCGGCUCUUUGACUAUCAUGGACGGGUGGCCCCACCUCCACGGGCCGUCAUCCCUCUGAAGCGCUCGCGUGUUGUAGUGCCGUCGACGCGGAGAGGAAAGACUUCCUUCUCCAUCAAAACCUCAACCUCUUCGUCCUCACGGCCACCCUCGUCCUCCUCCUCCUCCUUCUCCUCUGGCCUCAAGCUCAAGACAGAUCAGCUCCAGACAAUCAAGCGUGAGCUGACUCAGAUCAAGCUGAAGAUCGACUCUCUCCUGGGCCGCCUGGAGAAGAUAGAGAAGCAGCAUAGAGCCGAGGCGGAGGCUCAGAGGAAAUAUGAGGAUAACUGUGACUCGCUACAUGAGGAGUCUGUGUCAGAGACAGCCGAGAACUCGGCUGAGGAGGCAGGCGAAGGGACGCUAGACGCAGAGGCCGGAGAGAUGACUGACGGUGGAGAGGACGACUACGACGAGGAGGGCAGCACUGAUCUGAUAGAGAACCAUGUGUCUGACAUUGACAACUAAAGGCUGUGUCAAAUGGGAAAUCAACACUGCUUUGUCACUGCAGUGUCAGGAGGAAGGAAGGAUGACAUGAAACUAUGGGGAAAGCUUCAAAAACUGGGGAAAAGAAAAAAGAACUGAUAACUUUUAGAGAGACAGUGAGAGCAGGCGUAUGAUGUGUCGUGGUGAGUGGUGAAGCAUAGUGCACUCAUGGACAAAUCUCUCACGGCCAGUCGUUAUCAAUCGCUCAGCGUUUUAUUGGUCUUCUUUUGAUCAUUUUAAAUUAUUCAUUCUUUCAGAGGAUGGAGCUUAACAUUGCUUGUAUAGAGUGAAAAUAAAAAUGAACUGGUUUCACACAUUUUCUGAUUUGUUGUGGCAGAAUCUUCUCUGUUUGUAAUGUUCCAGCUUGAAAUUCCAGCUUGUUUUAUUUCCAUUAAAUGUCUGACUGAACUCAGCUUUGUUUUAUCUGUGUGAUAAUCCAUGUAAAUAUAGUGGCAUUCGUGUGGAAAAAAAGGAAUAUAGUGUUAAAGAGAAUACAGUGCUGUUAGUAAGACUGAAGAAGAUUUAUUAGUUGUUCAUUACCUCAUGAUUUUCUUUCAGUCGAUUUUUCCAUUCUGCAGUGGAGUGAAGCAGAUGCUGCUGUAGCGGCUGUGGAUUCCCUCCGGCAAACACUGCCAUGUGUCUGUUUGCAGUCAUACUCAUCUCUCUCUCUCUCUCUCUCUCUCUCUCUCUCUCUCUCUCUCUUUCCAACUCUACUUCUCCAUUUGUCCUUCUCUCAUUUCACCCUCCCUCCAUCUCUCUAUCUUGCCAUUUUUCCAUCCUUCGCAUUAGCCCAUGAUCUCAUUCUCAAUACUUUUCUUUAGCUUCACGCAGUGCUGCGUAAUAAUCGCCUCAGGUGUGCCGUCCAUAGCAAUGGUGAUAAUAUUUGCUUAAAUGUUCUACAGUUCACACCCCAUUAAUUCAGUGAUGUACAAACAUUUGGUUGCUUUCAUGAACCAGUACUGCAUCUACCCCCUAAAUGACAAGUCUCUGUUUGUUCAGUCCAGAAAACUAGCCCAAAGACUUUCAGCACUGUACUGCCAUAUCAUGUCUAUGGAUUGGCCAUAUCUGUCUUGAGAAAUAUCACUAAAUUAACUAGCAUCUGCUUCGUGUAUCUACUUUUCUCCAAGUGAGACUUGUUACUAUGUUUUUGUGUCAUUGUAGCUUUCUUUCUUAUGCACACAUGUUUUGUGUUAGAAGAGUCCAUAUCCAAACUUCAGAUAUGUUUAUACACAUAUAUUUCCACAUAUAGCAUGUUUAAUGGAUGAUAAACUGCAGUUACUCCAAAUUUUUGUUAGAUUUGUCUCAGUUACACAGCAUUGAAAAUGGACUCUAUUUUUGUAUGGCAAAUUUUGAUGGGUUUGGAAAGUCUGACUUCUUCUUCUUAUAUUUUUCAAACAAUUUUUUUUAUUUAGUGUCCCUGCAUCUGAAGUCUGUAUAAAGUACUCUCAGAGGAAUAGAAAAUAUGAGGAAACAUAUAAUGAACGGAGAAAAAAAAUAAAACAUGAUUCCCAACAUCAUAUCAUUUCACAUUGUGGGCAACAUGUGUAUAUCAAGGUUUUUUUUGUUUGUUUGUUUGUUUGUUUUUCUAAUAUACCAUUUUAAAUAAUUAGCUAUUGUAUACAGUCUAUGAUCAAAAAUCGGCCCAAGGACACGAUUCAUUGAAUAAAAACAUGUAUAGAAAUGUAUACUAUUUGUAAAGCUAUUUUUUAUGAUGAGCAUGUUGUUUAUUUUAAUGUAAUUUUUGUUUCAAUUCAGUUGUUGCAUUUAUUGUAUGGCUUUAGACUCCAUUGCAUAGAGAAAGAGCAUUAUUAAAAUCAGUGUAUGUGAUGUGA
Silurus meridionalis is the source of this 3001-nucleotide messenger RNA. Its product is annotated as RNA-binding Raly-like protein. Bases 273 to 1151 code for a protein of 292 amino acids. The transcript is spliced from 9 exons. The record is from RefSeq and is a predicted model, not a curated record. Gene Ontology annotation, cellular component: nucleus. NCBI's taxonomy places the organism in Eukaryota, Metazoa, Chordata, Actinopteri, Siluriformes, Siluridae. Gene Ontology annotation, molecular function: RNA binding.